This is a messenger RNA of Brassica napus (rape), 2615 nucleotides long. RefSeq names its product histone-lysine N-methyltransferase, H3 lysine-9 specific SUVH1-like. NCBI's taxonomy places the organism in Eukaryota, Viridiplantae, Streptophyta, Magnoliopsida, Brassicales, Brassicaceae. The record is from RefSeq and is a predicted model, not a curated record. The transcript is spliced from 2 exons. Gene Ontology annotation, cellular component: nucleus. Bases 362 to 2338 code for a protein of 658 amino acids. Gene Ontology annotation, molecular function: zinc ion binding; protein binding; histone methyltransferase activity.
UCGGCAAUGCACUUAAACUAACACAGUACACAUGACGAACUCAAACGCAGACGGCGACAAAUCUUCGAAAACCCUAAUCAAAGAUCGAAGAUUGCGAACCCUCUCAGCUUGAAUUUCAGGUUUACUGUGUAAAGUUAUAACCUUUUUGGGUUUUGUCUCUCUGUUUGAAUCUGUAAACAGAGAAAACUAGAGAGAGUGAACAAGAGUAGUUUUUUUCUUCUUCUCUGAAUCUGCGAUGAUGGUCUCUCCGUGCAUUGCAUGUGAUCUGGGUUUUUGAAAAGCUCCGAUCUUUGAUACUAUAAGCAUCUGUUUCGUAGUUAGGUUCAACAUUUGAGUACAAGGAAGCUUGAUUUUUGCAGCUAUGGAAGGAAACUACAUUGAUAAGACUCGAGUGUUGGAUAUCAAACCGUUGCGUACUUUAAGACCUAUCUUCCCAAGUGGGAAUCAAGCUCCUCCUUUCGUCUGUGCACCUCCUUUUGGUCCCUUUCCAGCUGGAUUCUCACCUUUCUACCCCUUUGGCUCCUCUCAAGUGAAUGAACAAACACCAGAUCUCUCUCAAGCUCAACACCAGCCUCAGCUUCCACCUCAAGGUCAGCAUCAGCCUCAGAAUCUAUCAGAACGUUCGCUGGCUACUCCUUCGAGGCCACUUAGAUCUUCUAAUGGAGACAUAGAGCCUGUGGAGUCAACUUUGAAAAGAAAGACUCCUAAAAAGCGUCAGCUCUCUACUGUGAAUUUCGAGAGUGGGAUUAGUGUUGCUGAAAGAGACAAUGGCAACAGGGAGCUGGUUACGAGUGUUCUUAUGCGGUUUGACGCGUUGAGAAGAAGGCUUGCACAGCUGGAGGAUGCGGAGGACGCGGUCAACGGGAUCAUCAAACGCCCUGACUUAAAAGCAGGAUCAACUUGUAUGAGCAGAGGGGUUAGGACCAACACCAAGAAGAGGCCAGGUCUUGUUCCUGGCGUUGAGAUUGGGGACAUAUUCUUCUUCAGGUUUGAGAUGUGUUUGGUCGGGUUACAUUCUCCAUCGAUGGCUGGCAUUGACUAUCUGGUCAUCAAGGGGGGAGAUGCAGAAGAAGAGGAGCCUAUCGCCACCAGCAUUGUAUCUUCUGCAUAUACCGAAAACGACAGAGUUAAUCCGGAUGUUCUGGUGUACACCGGUCAGGGAGGUCACGCUGAUAAAGAUAAAGAAGCAUCAGACCAGAAGCUGGAGAGAGGUAACCUCGCUUUGGAGAAGAGCUUGCAUAGGAACAAUGCGGUUAGGGUGAUCAGAGGCUUGAACUUGAAGGAAGCUACUCACAGGGUUAAGAUCUAUGUCUACGAUGGGAUCUACGAGAUCAAAGAGGCGUGGAUAGAGAAAGGCAAAUCAGGACACGACACCUUCAAGUAUAAGCUAGUGAGAGCUCCUAAUCAGCCUCCUGGUUUUGCUACGUGGACCGAGAUACAAAGUUGGAAGACUGGUAAGUCCCCAAGGAGAGGACUCAUCCUCCCUGAUCUCACUUCCGGCGUCGAAAGCGUAGCUGUCUCGCUUGUGAACGAAGUUGAUAGCGAGAAUGGUCCUUCUUACUUCACCUACUCCACAACGGUUAAAUACUCAAUGUCCUUUCAGCUGACGCAGCCUUCUAGCGGAUGCGGUUGCGGAAACAAAUGCAAGCCGGGGAACUUGGAAUGCCCCUGCAUAAGGAAGAACGGAGGCGAGUUUCCUUACACAGGGAAUGAUAUUUUAGUUAGCCGGAGGCCUAUGGUAUAUGAAUGCAGCCCUUCUUGCCCUUGCUUGACUUGUAAAAGCAAGGUGACUCAGAUGGGAGUGAAACUGAGGCUGGAGGUUUUCAAGACGGUGGAUAGAGGAUGGGGGUUACGCUCGUGGGAUCCUAUUCGCGCCGGUGCGUUUAUAUGUGUGUAUGCAGGUGAGGCCAGAGAUAAGUCCAAGGUGCAGCAGACGAUGGCUAACGAUGACUUUACCUUUGAUACGACGCGUGUUUACACCCCUUUUAAAUGGAACUAUGAGGCUGGCUUAGCGGACGAAGAUGCUUCUGAGGAAGUGUCUGAAGAACCUCAACUCCCUUUGCCUCUUAUAAUCAGUGCUAAGAAUAUUGGGAACGUUGCAAGGUUCAUGAAUCACAGUUGCUCUCCUAAUGUGUUCUGGCAGCCGGUUAGUUAUGAGAAUAACGGUCAGCUCUACUUGCACGUCGCCUUCUUUGCUAUUUCACACAUCCCUCCCAAGACUGAGUUGACUUACGACUAUGGUGUUUCAAGACCAACGGGAGCUCAAAAUGGCAAUCCUGUGUAUGGUAAAAAGAGGUGCUUUUGCGGAACACAGUAUUGCCGUGGCUCAUUUGGUUGAUGCCAACGUGUAAAAGGUAAAGUGUUUAAAGUCUUCUUCUCUUCAACGGCAUAAGACGCAAAGCUGUGAUGGAUUCUUUCCUGCUUCUUCUCCAUCAAAGUCUUUAUCUAUUUCUCUGAUCCUAGGAAAUGUAUCCUUCUCUCCUGUUGGAUAUGUGAUCUUAUUAGUAUUUUUUUUUCAGAUUGUUUUUAGGACAAAACCUAUGGGAAGUUGGGAAACUAGUAGCCUAUCUUUGUUUGAUUAAAAGAUUUGAUGAAUAUGAUAAUCAGUUUUAACA